GUUACUUUUAAUUCAUAAUUACUAUCUUUAACUAAAAAACUAUACAUUUUCAAAAUGAAAAUAGUUUUUUUAUUUAUAUUUCUCAUCAGCUCUUUUUUUCAAGUGUCUUUUGCUGAAGAAAAUAACAGAAAUGAUAUUCUAUCAAGAUUAGAAAUUUUAAAAUGCGAGACAACAAAUGCAAUAAGAGAAUUAAAAUAUUUUGAAAUUAGUGAAUUUCAAAAAAUAGAUCAAUUCUUGGGAGAAUAUGGAUUGAAUUUGACGAGAAAUUUUCGUGAUAUGAAAGAAAUUAUUUAUUCCGAAUUGGAAACAGAAUAUAAAAAAUUGAACACAAAGAAUGAAAAUUCAGAGAGUUGUUAUAAAAUUGUUCAACAAGAUGUGGACGAAAUUCACAAAAAUAUAACCGAUCGAUUGGAAGUUUACGAAUUUAAAUCAUUUUUUCUUUAUUUCGAACCAGUCAUGACUCAAGUAAAUUUCACUAUACAGAUGUGUAAUAGUCUAGUAAAGAGGAUUGAUUCAAUGAAUGAAGAACGUAUUUUAGGUAUUGAAAAUUCAUCACUAGAAAUGAUGUAUUUAACAAGCACUUUAUCUGGAAUUGAAAUUUUAUCAAAUGGUAUAAAAAAUCUUAUUAAAGAUAUAAAAAAUAUGGUUAUUGAUUUGAAAGAAAAAGCAAUUUUUAAUGUAAAAAAUUGUGGUCACUCUUUAAAUGAUUUAUUUCAUAAAGAAUUGAAGAGAAUUAAAGAAGAUUUUAAUCAUUGUAUUACAAAAAAUAUGGCUUUUAAUAUUUAACUUUAUAUAAAA
Molecule: messenger RNA, 798 nt
Organism: Leptopilina boulardi
Lineage: Eukaryota; Metazoa; Arthropoda; Insecta; Hymenoptera; Figitidae
Exons: 4
Coding region: 55-786 (243 amino acids)
Source: RefSeq, a predicted model, not a curated record